Messenger RNA from Aureobasidium subglaciale EXF-2481, 617 nucleotides. RefSeq lists its product as uncharacterized. The coding region runs from base 36 to 395 and encodes 119 amino acids. The record is from RefSeq and is a predicted model, not a curated record. Gene Ontology annotation, molecular function: phosphatidylethanolamine binding. Gene Ontology annotation, biological process: macroautophagy; cellular response to nitrogen starvation. The transcript has 5 exons. Gene Ontology annotation, cellular component: fungal-type vacuole membrane; cytosol; autophagosome. Lineage: Eukaryota; Fungi; Ascomycota; Dothideomycetes; Dothideales; Saccotheciaceae.
UCCUCACCACAAACGAAACAUCACAAACCGUCAGAAUGCGCAGCAAGUUCAAGGACGAGCACCCGUUCGAGAAGCGCAAGGCUGAGGCCGAGCGCAUCCGUCAAAAGUACACCGACCGCAUCCCUGUCAUCUGCGAGAAGGUCGAGAAGUCGGACAUCGCCACCAUCGACAAGAAGAAGUAUCUGGUCCCAGCCGAUCUUACCGUCGGACAGUUUGUCUACGUGAUCCGCAAGCGCAUUAAGCUUUCGCCCGAAAAGGCCAUCUUCAUCUUCGUCGACGAGGUCCUUCCUCCCACCGCCGCCCUGAUGAGCAGCAUCUACGAGGAGCACAAGGACGAGGACGGCUUCCUCUACAUCACCUACUCUGGCGAGAACACCUUUGGCGAGGCCGCUUGAAGCAUACCCGACUUUCUUUUCUUAUUCUAAUGCCACACGAUAUCCUUACACGGAUCACCAGGAGUUUCGGAGUCUUUGGGAACUAUUGACGGAGAGGGAUGAUUUGAGGGAGGAUGACCGAAUGCAGCGACGGAGCAAGCAGGACAAAGCAGCCGCUCGUCAUUCUGACGGCGCUCGUCAAGAACCACACCCGCUCAGGCCCUUGUACCCCAUUUCGCUGCU